AUUUAGUGUCUUUACAAUUAUGUUUUAUGAACACAUGUACCUGGAUUGGAGCUCGGAGUAAAGUCAAGAUUUAGAGACAUAAAAUGAAGUCGAUUUAAUGUGAUUACUAUUCAAUUAGCAGUAAUAAUAGACAAGUUGUUUGGGUCUUUUUAUAGACUUCCUUUUCUCUUCCUAAACUUUUUCAUCAACAUGGCAACACCCAUAGGACAAAUCCCUCUCCGUACCUGUACUGAACACAAGGGGAGACAUCUGGAACUUUAUUGUGAAAAAUGUGAUACACUUGUAUGUCUUAAGUGUUUGUCAACAUCUCACAAAGGUCAUGAUGUUUGUGAACUCAGCGAGAUUACUCCUACAAAGAAACAAGACAUUCAAAACUUUAUUGACAGAACUGAACAAAAUGACCUGGUACAACUUAGGGAAUACAUCACAUGUACUGAUACACUUCUUAAAGAAAAUACCAGCAAUUUUGAGAAAAUUUCACACAAGUUGAAAAUGCAAACAGAAAAAUUAAAACAAGACCUCGACUUGCUUACAGCACAGACACUCUGUGUUUAUCAUAAAAUGGAGGAGGAUAAUAUCAAGCUGAUACAGAAAUACAAACAGGACCUUAAAAUGUACGACAAGCAACUCCGACAACAAAUUCAAGAAUGCAAAGAAGCACUCCAGCAUGGUUCUCACAUAGAAAUCUACGACACAGGAUGUGAAAUGCAUUCCCAAAUAAGUUUCCCUGUAAAACCUGUCCUGGGUAAUGCCAGUUUCACUCCAAACAUAAACCCUCAACAUCACCUAGAACUGGCCUUAGGGAAAGUUACUACAUUAGAUCAAGGUCAAGCUUCAAUUGACCAGGACGGGUCAGUCAGGACAUCUGGUGGUCAGGAACCAUCCUCUACAUCACAACAGACAGAACCACAGACCAAAGUAUUGGAGGAGUGGGAGUCUCCUGUUGAUAUUUUUUCUAUAUGCCCCACCAUUGAUGGUCAGGUGUGGAUCAGUUACUGGAACAGUAACACAUUAACUCUCCUGGACAGGAAGGGGAAAGUAAUAGAGGAGGUCAAACACAAAGCUGGCAUCAAUGACAUAAGUCUGGCACCAACAACACACACACUGUGGGUCUGUGACACAGAAAACAACAUCAUGGAGCUGGUAUCAGGACAACUAAAACACCGAUUCAGCACCAAGGAGGAACCUGAGUGUAUCUGUGUUACUGCCAGUAACCAUGUCAUUGUGGGGAUGACCAAACACAUCUCCAAAUUUACCACACAUGGUCGAAUGGUACUCACUACAAGUGCUACAGGGACUGGGAAGCCAUUAGUGUGUUCACCAUGGAGGAUCUCAGAGUGCCCUGUCACUCACAAUGUGGCAGUGGUUGAUAAGAAUAGUAAGGGUGCAGAUGAUGGUGAUGGGAAAGAACAUGUUAUUGUUAUGGACACUGAUUUCAAGAAACUGUUCGUAUAUAGAGGUGACAUCCGCAGUACAUAUAAACAAUCAUCACAUAAAAGAGUCACACUAUUUAUCCCCUGGGGUGUGGUGUUUAACAGUGUGGGGAACAUCAUCAUAGGGGACUGUAGCAACUACAGAGUCCUACUCAUCAGUGGACGUGGCGAGUUCCUCAGGAUCAUACACACAGACACAGACUGGACACAUGCUGUAGGUGUAGAUAGGGAGGAUGUCCUGUGGGCAGUGUUUUGUUACAGGAAUGGUAAACUACUACAGUACAGCAGUGUGUGACUCCUGUGACAAAACUAGAAGUUAUAGUUACCAUGACAACACAGAAGACGAUCAAAACUUCCCACAAUAAACAACCAGUCAACAUUCUACCCUGACUGUACAUCAUCAUAAUCACUGGAGAAAAUCUAUUCAACAUUCAAGCGAUUUUUUGUUAUUAUGAUAAUCAGAGAAAAAUCAGUCAACUGUGAUUCUAGUGUGAUUAAAUAAUUCAUUGUCAUCAAAGUCUGUGUGGGGAACAAUUUUGUUAAAGUGGAAAAUGUAAUUAAAAAUAUUGUUAUAGACAAUGCAAUAACAUUUAUUUUAAUUUUUUGCUGUGGGAGAACAAAGUUGAACUCUUGAUAAUGUUUGCCAGAUGGUGCUUUACAUCCUUAUUUACACCACAUGUAAUGGGUGGCCUGUCAUUGUGUAUCAAAUUUUAUGUAUACUACAUUGUAGAAGUACUAUUUUUGUAAUCAUAAUUUUGUAAAAAAAAAAAUGAAUACAUGGUACAUUUCACUGUAAUACCAUUUUGUUAUAAUGUAUAGACUUUAAUUGUAAUAACUUUUUUUAAAUAUGACGAACUUUUUUUGUUUACUAUUUCAUCGGUUAUUUUGCUUGGAUGAUGUUUUUGUUAAUUUACGUGACAUACAGUCAAACUUCCUUAAAUCAAACUUCAAAGUCAAUUCUAAACUUACAGUAAAGUCGCGAUUUAAUUUAACACUACUAAUAUUCUGUUAAUGGAUCAAACAUGUUAGAGUCAAACCUUUGCUGUCUUAAAAUACGAUCAAGUUCCGUUUAUUAUAAAAACAUUGAAAAAUUCAACUGAAAAAUAUACACUUUACCCCCUUUCCAAGGGGGAAUGGGUAACCCUGGGGUAGAGAAAUUAAAAAUUGAUAUAAAGCACCUUAAGACCCUUCCACCAUGAAGAGAAUUUGAUCUCGGCAUAUAUGGGUCUGAAGAGGAAGAUUAUUGCAAUUUUAGCCAAUUUACCCCCUUUGGCCCCAUCUUUGCAGGAUUAGAUCCAUAUAAUUCAUGACUACAAAAUGUUAAUGAAAUCAGUUUGAUGGUUCUAGAGGAGAAGUAAAAAAUGUUUUGAUGUAUAAAACUUAAGGUAUACGUAUAUGUUACAUUGUAGUGUCACCUGAUAUUGACAUAUUUGUAUGUAUAAAAGACUUAAAGUCCCUUAACCUGUAUUGUCAGUGAUUAACUGUUGAUUGUAUUGCCUUGUGUACAGCCCUAUAAUAAAGUUUGAUGUGUGUGUAAUAAA
Messenger RNA from Mizuhopecten yessoensis (Yesso scallop), 2974 nucleotides. RefSeq lists its product as uncharacterized. The record is from RefSeq and is a predicted model, not a curated record. The coding region runs from base 190 to 1728 and encodes 512 amino acids. Gene Ontology annotation, molecular function: zinc ion binding. Lineage: Eukaryota; Metazoa; Mollusca; Bivalvia; Pectinida; Pectinidae. The transcript has a single exon.